This is a messenger RNA of Pichia membranifaciens NRRL Y-2026, 1894 nucleotides long. RefSeq lists its product as hypothetical. The transcript has a single exon. Gene Ontology annotation, biological process: biotin import across plasma membrane. Gene Ontology annotation, cellular component: membrane. NCBI's taxonomy places the organism in Eukaryota, Fungi, Ascomycota, Pichiomycetes, Pichiales, Pichiaceae. Gene Ontology annotation, molecular function: biotin transmembrane transporter activity; solute:proton symporter activity; dethiobiotin transmembrane transporter activity. The record is from RefSeq and is a predicted model, not a curated record. Bases 137 to 1744 code for a protein of 535 amino acids.
CUUUUUGUCAACUAUAAAAAGACAGUCUAGCUCUUUAAUUUUCUCGUUUAUCUCCUCUUUUUUCCAGUACCUUUAUACUCACGAAUAAGUCAUUUUUUGUUGCUAAGCCAGUCUUAUCGUCUAUCAUACACAGACCAUGCAGAGCAACGUUGAGCUAGAAUCGUCAGAAGACUGCAUUAAAGACUCAGCAGGUGUGGACGAACUCACCCAUGGUGUCUGUGAACAGCAAGAUUUCACCGAAGUGUAUCCGGAUGACUACAUACCAACGGAAAAAGAGAUGGACUCUAUAUACAGACAUUUAGAUUACAGAAUCAUCCCUGCUUGUUGGGUUCUUUAUUUUCUUGCCUCCUUUGGCUCUUCAGCUUAUGGUAAUACCUUGACUAUGAACUACGAGGCCGGACAUUCAUUGGCCCAGUCAUUGAAGUUGAACACUCACCAUACGUCAACUGCCACUGCAUUAUACUACGUUGCUUACAUCAUUUUUGACUUGCCAAUGAACUUGAUAAUGACGCGUGCAUCUCCACAAGUAUGGCUCUCAAGAAUCAUUACCGGUGUUGGCAUAGUUUACAUCUGUUAUGCUGCCUUGAAAAGCGGCUCAGGAUUGAUAGCCAUUAGAUUCAUGACCGGAUUCGCAGAUGCUGGUACUUGGCCCGGUUUAUCUUACUACAUCUCUCUAUGGUAUCCAGAACAUAGAACGGCUCGGAGAGUUGGGUAUUACUUCACUGCAGCACAAUUGUCCGCUUCAGCAGCAGGUCUAGUUGCAGCAGGUUUCCAGAAAAUGGAUAUGGAUAGAGGCUUGUACGGUUGGAAAUGGUACUACAUAGUUUACGGUGCAAUCACCGUGGCUUGUGGUCUCUCUCUUGUCUGGUGGUUACCCGACAGACCAGCAUACUUGAAACCAAACGAAUCCAACAUGCUCAGUUUCAGAAAGGUAAUCCCGGAUGGAGUUAUGACAUUUUUCACUCCUACCCAGCCUUUAAAUGAAAGGGAAAGGAGAUUGCACUACUUGGAUAUGAGAUACAGAUACAAAAACGUGAGAUGGGGGCUAAAGGAUGUGUGUUUGAUUUUGCUAGAUAUCAGAACUUGGCCUUUGGUUAUGAUGUACUUCGGUGUUGUCGGCACUGGUUUCGGCUUGGCAGUGUUUGCCACCACUUUGAUCAGAGUUAACCAUCCUACAUUAUCUGGUAUCGAUGUCUCGCUUUUAUAUGCUCCAAUUUGGUUGUUCGAUUUUGCAGCCAUUAUCAUCUUCACACCUAUAGCAGACAGGUUCAAGAGGUGGAGACAUUUUAUUUUCAGCUUCUCCACGUUGAUAAUCAUCGCUGGUCUGCUUGUUACUUCCUAUGCUCACGGACCUUGGAAUAGAUAUGCAGGCUUACUAAUCGCAGGUUUUGGUUUGGGACCCACUGUACCAAUCACGAUGACACUCGCCACACAGAUCAUGACACACAGAUACGGCGAUGUUGGAUCUGCUGCCUCUGCUGCAAUUAUCUCCGGUUUAGGUAACCUAGGAACUGUCGUUGCAACCUACGCCUUAUACUCUGGAUGGCCUGCAGAUAAGCCAAGGUUAUAUAGAGAUUCCAACAUGAUGUUAAUUCUAAUGCUUGGGGUCAGUAUUAUUGCAGCUGUAUGUUGCUGGUUUUUGAUGGAGAAAGUGGACGGGGGAGUUUACGACAAGAAUGCGAAAGAGAUUGACAGGGAAAUGGACAACAAAAGCCAAACGGAUUCGGACUCCACUCAUGUGUAAAACUCGGUACAGGUACUUUCCCGGGUGUCUUGUCCGAUAUUUUUAGCUAUCUGGCUAACUACCUUUUUCCUAAUUUCUUCUAUAUCACUAACUAAUAAUAUUUUGCUUCGGCACUUUUCCUAUUUAGUCCGCAGAUAAGAAAAUUGAAUC